GCAAGUGAGCGUGUGCAGCUCCUCCAUACCCAGAACACCAGUUUGAUCAAUACCAAGAAGAAGCUGGAAACAGAUAUUUCCCAAAUCCAAAGUGAAAUGGAAGAAACAGUCCAGGAAGCCCACAACGCUGAAGAGAAGGCCAAAAAGGCCAUCACAGAUGCAGCCAUGAUGGCAGAAGAGCUGAAGAAGGAGCAGGACACCAGCGCCCACCUGGAGAGGAUGAAGAAGAACCUCGACCAGACAGUGAAGGACCUGCAGCACCGUCUGGAUGAGGCUGAGCAGUUGGCGCUGAAGGGAGGCAAGAAGCAAAUCCAGAAGCUGGAGGCCAGAGUGCGGGAGCUGGAAGGGGAGGUUGAUGCGGAGCAGAAGCGCAGCGCUGAAGCCGUGAAGGGUAUGCGCAAGUACGAGAGGAGGGUGAAGGAGCUGACCUACCAGUCUGAGGAAGAUCAAAGGCUCCAAGAUCUAGUGGACAAGCUGCAAAUGAAAGUGAAGUCCUACAAGAGACAAGCUGAGGAGGCUGAGGAGCUGUCCAAUGUCAACCUCUCCAAAUUCCGCAAGAUUCAGCACGAGCUGGAAGAAGCUGAGGAGCGGGCUGACGUUGCAGAGUCACAGGUUAACAAGCUCCGAGCAAAGAGCCGGGAGUUUCGAAAGAAGAUAGAAGAGGAGGAAUGA
This is a messenger RNA of Pelecanus crispus (Dalmatian pelican), 672 nucleotides long. The record is from RefSeq and is a predicted model, not a curated record. NCBI's taxonomy places the organism in Eukaryota, Metazoa, Chordata, Aves, Pelecaniformes, Pelecanidae.